AUAAUAAUAUUUAUUAGAAAAUAAUCAAACAUUUAAUCUUAUUAGAGUUUAAGGUUUAGAGUUUUUGGCCAUGGCGGGCAGCGUGCGGAUUAGCAUCAACGAGCGGGAGUUCGUGGAAUCGGCGCUGCGGCAGGAGCUGCGCGUCGAUGGCCGGGCUCCGCCAGGUAAGAGGAGAAAUUUCUCUCGAUUCGCUCGAAAUCUUUCUCUCGGCAGGGAAGAUGGAGCUGUGGAAGUCCAGCAAGGGGAGACGAGGGUGCUGGCCGUGGUGAGCGCUCAGCUGGGGACGCCAUACCCGGAUCGUCCAAACGAGGGGUCCCUGGUCAUUAACACGGAAUUUUCGCCAAUGGCUGAUCCUUCCUUUGAGCCUUGGGGAAUUAGCAGUAGAGCUGGGACGUGUUAUCAAUCGUGGCUUAAGAACAAUCGAAGUAACAUCGGCCACCGCCAAGAGUUGCCCGAGCCCCGCUAGAAACGCUGCUUUGACGUCGACGAGUGGUAACCAACCUCAAGCUUCGCAAGCCUGCCACCGUUCACUACCCUCGUCUUCCACGGUGGAACAAGCUCCGGCCGUGUCGGUGGUAGAGCUCGAAGUGCACUCAAGGAAGCCUUUCCACCACCAAAGAGCUUCUCCACAUCGUCGAGCGAUCCAGGACCCUCGAAUGGCUGGAUCGGGGUGAAAAACUCUCCAGUGGCCAGAUGACAGCUCACAAAGAAAGCCUCCGUGAUUUCCCUGCCAGCACUAAUUUCCAUGGGGAAAUCCUUCCAAAUCCCUGCUGUUUCCUUGCUAAGUGAACUCCUUCACGGCCCUCUAGGGACACCAUCGCCUGGACUCCGGGUAUGUCCACUGCAAGGCUGCUUUUGCUAUCAUAGUCACCUUCGGAUGCCUGUUAGUGCCCAUCGCAUCGCUGCCUCGCCGCACCUCUACAGAGACAGAGUGCGGGGGAAGAAUAUGAAGAAGCCCUAUUGAGGCAGAGCUUCGCCUGUGAGCUUCAUGGCUCUCAUGAUCUGCAUUACGUUGCGCGAGUGAACUGGAUCAAGCCCGCUGCCCAUAGGAAUAGAGCUGAACAGAAUGUUCUCUGAUACCAUGAUGGAACGGGAAAAAGCUACUAUUCAAUGCUUGUUGUAUACAGUCUUAUAUACUCGUUCAUCUCC
This is a messenger RNA of Selaginella moellendorffii, 1149 nucleotides long. RefSeq names its product exosome complex component RRP45A-like. Bases 71 to 466 code for a protein of 131 amino acids. NCBI's taxonomy places the organism in Eukaryota, Viridiplantae, Streptophyta, Lycopodiopsida, Selaginellales, Selaginellaceae. Gene Ontology annotation, cellular component: nuclear exosome (RNase complex); cytoplasmic exosome (RNase complex). The record is from RefSeq and is a predicted model, not a curated record. Gene Ontology annotation, biological process: U5 snRNA 3'-end processing; exonucleolytic trimming to generate mature 3'-end of 5.8S rRNA from tricistronic rRNA transcript (SSU-rRNA, 5.8S rRNA, LSU-rRNA); nuclear polyadenylation-dependent mRNA catabolic process. The transcript is spliced from 2 exons.